Molecule: messenger RNA, 288 nt
Organism: Racocetra fulgida
Lineage: Eukaryota; Fungi; Glomeromycota; Glomeromycetes; Diversisporales; Gigasporaceae
Source: the annotation of a GenBank genome assembly
AUGGAUGAUUUCGCAGUUCCUGCAAGCCAAAUACUUUUGGAUUAUGGCCUUCGCCUUAUAAUUAUGUUGGUAGGUCAUUUUCAUAUACUAGUGUUCCAAACAGACAAACCUGAAAUAAAAAUUGUUGAAUUGAAUAAUAGACGAGUAAGCUUGAACCGCUCUCAAGUUGAUCUGAGCUGUUUGGAACAGCUGCCCACACCUGGAAAGAGGCCUCUGUCAUCGACAGUUCCAACAAUAGUUGACAAUGAAGAAGUUGAAUUGGAAUUAGUACUUGGCGGUGCUGACUAA